Molecule: messenger RNA, 3768 nt
Organism: Lampris incognitus (smalleye Pacific opah)
Lineage: Eukaryota; Metazoa; Chordata; Actinopteri; Lampriformes; Lampridae
Product: neuropilin-2-like
Biological process (GO): vascular endothelial growth factor signaling pathway; angiogenesis; axon guidance
Cellular component (GO): membrane
Molecular function (GO): vascular endothelial growth factor receptor activity; semaphorin receptor activity
Source: RefSeq, a predicted model, not a curated record
AUGUAUGCCUCUGAGCCAUGCGGUGGCAUACUGGAUGCCAGUGAUGCCGGCUAUAUCACCACCCCCGGCUACCCGCUGGAGUACCCCCCCCACCAAAACUGUCGGUGGAUCAUCACAGCCCCAGAGCCCUCCCAUCCAAGCCUGUGCCUCAACUUUAACCCCCACUCGAUCGAAAAACUGGACUGCAGGUAUGACUAUAUCGAGAUCCAUGAUGGGAACUCGGAGUCGGCUGACCUUCUUGGGAAGCACUGCAGCAACAUCGCCCCGGCGCCAAUCAUAUCCUCUGGCCCCUCCCUUCACAUCAAGUUUGUGUCUGACUAUGCCCACCAGGGGGCAGGAUUCUCGCUGCGCUAUGAGAUCUUUAAAACUGGUUCAGAUUGUUCCCGUAACUUCACCAGCCCCUCGGGUCUCAUUGAGUCCCCAGGGUUCCCCGACAAGUACCCCCACAAUCUGGAGUGCUCCUUCAUCAUCAUCGUCCCUCCCAGCAUGGAUGUCACCCUCACCUUCCUCACUUUUGACCUGGAGAAUGAUCCCCUGCCAGGCGGAGAGGGCGACUGUAAAUACGAUUGGCUGGAGGUGUGGGACGGCUUACCUGGAGUGGGCCCCCUGAUUGGUCGAUACUGCGGGACCAGAGUUCCUCCUGAAAUCCAAUCAUCGACUGGCAUCCUAUCUCUGUCCUUCCACACGGACAUGGCCGUGGCUAAAGAUGGCUUCUCAGCACGUUACAACAUGACACACAAGGAAGUCAGCAAAACUUUUCACUGCAGCAAUGCAUUCGGUUUGGAGUCGGGCAAGAUCACAGACGACCAGAUCAUGGCCUCGUCAACUUUCUACGAUGACCGCUGGCUGCCGCGCCAGGCUCGGCUCAACUAUGACGAUAAUGGCUGGACACCCAACGAGGACAGCAACAAGGAGUACAUACAGGUGGACCUCCAUGUUUUGAAGGUCUACGGCAUCUCUACACAGGGUGCGGUUUCCAAGGAAACUCAAAAGUCCUACUAUGUCACAUCCUUUAAGCUUGAGGUCAGCACCAAUGGAGAGGAUUGGAUGGUCUAUCGACAUGGCAAGAACCAUAAGGUUUUCCACGCAAACUCUGACUCAACAGAGGUGGUGCUGAACCGGAUCCCGCAGCCCGUGCUGGCCCGCUUCGUACGGAUCAGACCCCAGACAUGGAAGAACGGCAUUGCACUGCGCUUUGAGCUUUACGGAUGCCAGAUCACGGAUGCUCCCUGUUCGGAGCUGCAGGGAAUGUUGUCUGGUCUUCUACCCGACUCCCAGAUCUCUGCCUCCUCUAUGAGGGACAUCCACGGCUCCAUGGGGGCGGCCAGGCUGGUGGCCAGCAGAUCUGGCUGGUUCCCCAACCCAACUCAGCCCAUAGCAGGAGAGGAGUGGCUGCAGGUGGACCUUGGGAUGCCAAAGACAGUGCGUGGCAUUAUUACCCAGGGUGCCCGGGGGCUGGAGGGCAGCAACAGUGCAGAGAACAGAGCCUUUGUAAGGAAGUACAAACUCGCACACAGCUUGACGGGCAAAGACUGGACCUACAUCCCUGACAGCAAGACAGGAUACACCAAGAUUUUUGAGGGGAACAGCCACUACGACACUCCGGAGGUGCGGAGGUUUGAUGAGAUUGUGGCCCAGUACAUCAGAAUCUACCCAGAGAGGUGGUCUCCUGCUGGGAUCGGCAUGAGAAUGGAAGUCCUGGGCUGUGACCUGCCUGAAUCCACUACUGUACCUGACACAGCCACACCCACGCUGCCUAGAGUUGAAGAGACCACGACUGUAAUGAGACUGGCCACCACGCCAUCCCUGUCAGCUGCGUGUGACUUUGAGCAGAGUCUGUGCGGCUGGUCGGCUGAUCCCAGGUCAGGGGUGAGCUGGUCCCUGCACACAGCCAACACCAAAGUUAACGGACAAGGCACACACACGUCCAGUCUGGACCUGGCGCUCGAAUCAGACGACUUUUCAGGGAACUACCUCCACCUGGACGCAAGCGCCCACACCCAGCAUCAGCGAGCCCGCCUGCUGAGCCCCGAGGUAGUUCCCGAACGGGGCCCGCUUUGCCUCCUCUUCUACUACCAGCUGCAGGGAGAGGCGCAGGCGAGCCUCCGGGUCCUGCUCAGGGACAGCGACCAGGAGGAGACACUUUUGUGGGCCCUCAAAGGGGACCAGGGCCCCCACUGGAGAGAAGGACGCACCAUCUUGCCGCAAAGCCCCAAGGAGUAUCAAGUGGUGUUUGAGGGUUCCUUUGAGCAUGGGACCAGAGGACACAUAAGGAUAGAUAACAUCCACAUGAGCAGUAACAUCGAGCUAGAGCAAUGUACACAGCCAUACCCUGCCUUCCCUCCUGACAUGACCGAUACAAGACCAAUGGACUUUGGGAAAGACAUGGUUUUCAACCAUCGACCCCAUAUAAAUGGAGGGUACAUCUUCCCCGGUUGGCCCUCCUCUUCCUCCACCCCUGCCUCUUCAGACAUAGACCCACCCUCUGUCACUCUGGUGUCGGAGAAGGACAAGGACAAUGCUUGGCUGUACUCGCUGGACCCCAUCCUGCUCACCAUCAUCGUCAUGAGCUCCCUGGGCGUGCUGCUUGGGGCCGUGUGUGCUGGCCUACUCCUCUAUUGCACGUGCUCCUACAGUGGGCUGUCCUCACGCUCCUCCACAACGCUGGAGAACUACAACUUUGAGUUGUAUGACGGGAUCAAGCACAAGGUGAAGAUAAACCAGCAGAGGUGCUGCUCCGAGGCAUGAAGAGGUGGAGUGGGGGCGGAAAUGGCCACAGGAGUAGGAAUAGCGGGGAAAGACUUCUCACCUCCACAUUCUCCCCAAUGAAAAGGGAUUGUUGUCGGAUGCAGACGAGAGAUGAGCAGCACUACCCUGUACCUCUCUCUAUGAUCUCUUCGACUUUAUCCACUGCAAAUCCUGCUUCUAUGAUGUCUAAAAAGGGGCAACAACCCCAAGUCUCCCCUACACCCCUCUCCCCCCAAUCACACCCUUGCUGUGAUGUCUAAAUGGGGAAAACUCAGCCCUGAAUUUUCCUGCUCUCUUGUGAGCCAGUGAAAACUGGUGACCUCUACCCCCCCCCUUUUUUUCCCUUUUUCUGCUAUGAAGCCUCAAUUGGGGCAACUUGGCCCAUCUCCCCUACCUAUCACAUCUCCUCUGCCUGCAGGAGAGAGCCUGCUUGAUUCUUAAAGCCUGUGAAUGAAUGAAGGAAUGAAAUAAUGAAUCAAAUGAACGACAGACCUACCAUAGAACAUAACCUACGGGCAACUGGAAUGAAGGUAAAGAGAAAAUGGAACCUGUGACAAUCUGGACAUUUGGACAGCAAAUGACAUCUCAGUCUAGGGUUGACACGUAGCCUGGGUCUUGGACUCCUGAUGAUGGAAAUGCACCCGUGACUGGUACGUUUUCAAAAUGGGUGACUGUAACUUUGCCCUCGUAGGUUUCAGUACUAAUAUGUGCCAAUGGAGAUGAUCAGGUUCACAUAGAAGUUCCUCCUUUGACUUUACCUGAAGACUCCAGCACUUCUUCUAGUGGACCAUUCUAUGUGGGUGCUUCUGACUGAAAUCAACACAUAUCAAGUGAAUGCCUAUCCCCAAAAAGAAAACAUAAAAUAAAAGAUAUGAAACAAAAUAUGAAAGAUAUGAAAGAAAAUACAUGACUUAAAUGAUUUCACAUUUCUAAAAGCAAAGAAAUAGAAAGUGAAGAAGGGCAUUUUCUUUUAUUUUGACUAUUUUUUUUCUUUAAGGAUCUAGAUAUGAGUUCUGUGUG